This is a messenger RNA of Adineta ricciae, 720 nucleotides long. NCBI's taxonomy places the organism in Eukaryota, Metazoa, Rotifera, Eurotatoria, Adinetida, Adinetidae. The record is from the annotation of a GenBank genome assembly.
AUGGCGUCUGGAUUGGUUCCAAUUAUUGUUGAUAAGAUUUUUCAACGACUUUUGGAUUUCGAUAUCACAAAACGUUAUUUUCUUAUGCGACAUUUCGGUUAUGCGGGACCGGUGACUGUCAAUGAAUCCGAACUCACAUUAGAAUCCGAACAAAUGUGUUUUCGACGAACGAGUCUCGCCAAAUAUCUCAAAAGAAUUCUUCGACAGAAAGUUUGGAAUAACGCUUUUCUCGAAUAUUUAUCUUAUGUUGGAAAAAUUCAUACAAGAAUGGCUGGUUCACAUUCAAUUGACAUUGAUUUUAUUCACAUCAAUAUUCUUUUUGGUUAUAUCGAACAUAUUUUACUCGAUGUUGUUCUUUCCAAUGAACAAAUUGAUGAUAAAACAAAGAAAUCAGCUAUUCUUGCUUUGAACAAAUUCUUCUGGAUUCAAAAUGACUUUUUCUCAAUGCAUUAUAUUAAACAAACGAAUACGAAUGAAGUGAAAUGUUGUUUACCGAGAAUGACAAACUAUUCAACAAUGAAUUAUGGAAUGGGUUAUCACAUAAAACCAUUGGUUCGUCAACAACGUCAUAAUAAUCCUCGUCAAAGACAAGCAGCACCUGCUCAUCGACAUCAAAAUAUUGAACGUCCAAAACCUCCAUCACAUUCAAUCGCUCCUUGGGAUAUAACACGAUGGGUCGAUCCAAUUCAUACUACUCAAGUUCCAAAAGGUCCAAUGUAA